UGACUACGAAGGUGGAUGUGGGCUUUAUGCAAGCGACGAACCUGAAAAUCAACCUGAUCAGUCGAAAAUGUACAACUCAUUGCCGUAAGCCGUAAUUUCAAACAAGCACAUCCGGGAUCGCUUCACUAGUGUCUCUUCCGUGUAUCGCUGUCUCAGGCUUGCGUAUUUGGUAUGUGCAUUGACUAUCAAUUAUGACCGACAAACGAAAAGAGGUCACCAAAAAGACUGAUGAUCAUCGGUCCAACACAGAGGAUGGCAUCAAAACGCGUCCUGCCAAGCCAUCUACAGCACCGAUGCAGCCUAAGCGUACGGUCGAAGAAGAUCGGGGAAGCUUUUUCGAUCUACGUACAACGACGGGCCAGAUUCUGUUCAUCACGGUGACCGUCACCGCUGUAACAUUGGUGCAAUGUCUUCCGAAAGAUGCGUUGAAAGCGCUACUGAACCUUCAACCCCUGGCGAAAGAGUGUCCGCAUCCCGAAGUACAGUUUGUCGAGCGGCAGAUCGUUGCCCACGAGACACGCCCAAAGUAUUGGGUGUUUGGACGAAACCCUACCGGAAGCCACCUGUUACAUGUGCACAAUGUACUGCAGCGGAUCGGUGUGGAUCAAACCAGCAACGAAACGACCGACUGGGAUCUGCUUUGGGCGCAUGAUUAUCCGUUCCGUAAGGUAAAUCUGCAGCGUACGAAGCGCCACCAGCUGGUAAAUCAUUUCCCAGGGUCCGGCUACAUAACAAACAAGGUGGAUCUGUCCACCACCAAGCUGAAGUACAUUCCAGCCGCGUUCAAACUGCCAGUCGAAACGGACCAAUUCCGGGAGUACGCUGCAGCGAAUGGAGGUAAGCAGUUUGUGCAGAAGAAUAAUCAACAUCGCCACAUACAGAUAAAGGAUAUCGAUGAAAUCGAUUUCACCAAUAACGAAACAUUUGUCCAAGAGUUUAUUGACGAUCCACUGCUGGUCGAUGGUUACAAAUUCGACAUCGGAGUGUACACGGUGAUAACGUCGAUCGAUCCGCUACGUGUGUACAUCUACAAGGGAGACAUUCUGUUUCGAUACUGUCCCGUGCCCUACUACCCGUUUAAUGCUUCCGACGUGGACAAGUACAUCGUUGGUGACGACUAUCUGCCAACAUGGGAAGUGCCAUCGCUGAAACAGUACUAUACCAAGCACGGGUUCGGGAUGAAGGAUUCCUUUGAUGCAUACAUCAGAAGCACGGGCCGGGAUCCGCACACGAUCUGGGAGCAAGUGGAAGAUGCAAUACGGUUGUUGAUUCUCAAGAAAGAAUCUUUACUCGCGGGGCUACUAUCGCGUUACGCGCAUAAGCGAAACUUUUUCGAAAUGAUGCGCUUUGACCUGGUAGUGGACAACAAGCUAAGGGUGUACCUGAUGGAAGCCAACAUGAGCCCGAAUCUUUCCUCUGCUCACUUCAAACCGAACCGGCUGCUUUACGAGCAGGUGAUCUACAACCUGUUCCAGCUGGUCGGCGUUGGUUCGAGCAUUCGGCGAGAUUCGUUUCGCAAACAAUCGCCAGACACGGAAGCGAUGCUGACUGCGCUCAAGAACCUUGCAACCGCCGCAAACCAAUGCGCGGAAGUGCCCUGUACGGAGUCUUGCGCUCCGGUAGAAUGUCAGCUGUGUAGUACGUGCCUGGAGGAAAACGAUCGUGAUGAUUUACAGCGUGCCUAUCGCGAGCACAUGAAUCGCGGAGAUAUGAAACGCAUUUUCCCCGUGCCAAAAGCAGACCAAGUGCGAGUCAAUUACGAAUCACUGUCGGCAAAGAACCAGUUUAUGACAAAAUGGUUCGAGGAAAAGUGCAAAACAGAUCAAUCGUACUGCUAGUUUUGGUUAGUUACAAUCUGACGGUGCUCUUAGGCGGUAAGAAUUUUUUUUAUUUAUAACUUCCGCAUACAAUUUUUAAACUCAGCGAAACGAUUCAUCAAGCGGCAAAUACUUCAUUUAGGGAACUGUUUCAUUUCGAUAACACAUCGUCUCAACGAUUUUUAUGGCUAAGAUUUCAUGGUUAAUAAACUUUUUAAACUAAA
Messenger RNA from Anopheles stephensi (Asian malaria mosquito), 2041 nucleotides. It is a transcript of the gene TTLL15, whose product is annotated as probable tubulin polyglutamylase ttll-15. Bases 192 to 1838 code for a protein of 548 amino acids. Gene Ontology annotation, biological process: protein modification process. Lineage: Eukaryota; Metazoa; Arthropoda; Insecta; Diptera; Culicidae. The transcript has 2 exons. The record is from RefSeq and is a predicted model, not a curated record.